AUGCUGACCUUCCUUCAUGAGCCUGCUGUCCUCUACAACCUCAAGGAGCGCUACGCUGCCUGGAUGAUCUACACCUACUCAGGGCUCUUCUGCGUCACCGUCAACCCCUACAAGUGGUUGCCCGUCUACAAUGCUGAGGUCGUGGCUGCCUACCGGGGCAAAAAGCGGAGCGAAGCUCCACCCCACAUCUUCUCCAUCUCCGACAACGCCUACCAGAACAUGCUGACGGACCGAGAGAACCAGUCCAUCCUCAUCACCGGAGAAUCUGGGGCGGGGAAGACGGUCAACACCAAGAGGGUCAUCCAAUACUUUGCCAGCAUCGCCGCCAUCGGUGACCGCAAGAAGGAGGCGGCCAAUAGCAGCAAGGGCACCCUGGAGGACCAGAUCAUCCAGGCCAACCCUGCCCUGGAGGCCUUUGGCAACGCCAAGACUGUCCGCAACGACAACUCCUCCCGAUUCGGGCAGUUCAUCCGGAUCCAUUUCGGUGUCAUCUUCCAGCGGAAGGCUGAGAGGAACUACCACAUCUUCUACCAGAUCCUCUCCAACCAGAAACCGGAGCUGCUGG
Molecule: messenger RNA, 565 nt
Organism: Cariama cristata (Red-legged seriema)
Lineage: Eukaryota; Metazoa; Chordata; Aves; Cariamiformes; Cariamidae
Product: myosin-6-like
Exons: 7
Biological process (GO): actin filament organization; vesicle transport along actin filament
Cellular component (GO): vesicle; myosin complex; actin cytoskeleton
Molecular function (GO): actin filament binding; ATP binding; microfilament motor activity
Source: RefSeq, a predicted model, not a curated record